AAGUGAAUUGAUAAAUGUCAGUGUUUUGAAUGAAUAAUAUUAGUGGAAUAGUGUAAAUUAGUAAUUGUAGAAAUUGAGUGAAUAGUAAACACGUGGCAUUAGUUGUCAAGCAUAGUUCGUAUGCAACGUCGCCAUUCCGGAAGUUACGUUUCGUGAAACACGAGUCCACGUAGGUGCUUUUGGUUGAAGUAAAGUGGAAUUUUAGUCGUCAAACAACAUACAAAGUGUGAGUAAUCUGACAAUCUUCUUCAAGACAACAACCUACUUUAUUCCACUAAGCAGAAAUGGAUCAAAUCAAGAAAUUUACUGAACCCGGAAGGCAAUUUGCCAAAGACAGUAUUCGUCUUGUCAAAAGAUGCACUAAACCCGACAGAAAAGAAUUCCAGAAGAUUGCUAUCGCUACAGCAAUUGGUUUCUGUAUAAUGGGCUUCAUAGGAUUCUUCGUUAAAUUAAUUCAUAUUCCAAUUAACAACAUCAUUGUAGGAUCCUAAGACCAAUGGAAAUUACUUAAUGUUAAGACUUAUUAAGCAUAAUUUUCUAUCUCAUCCUUCCCCCUAUCUUCCCAUUUCCCCAUGACGUUCACGAGAGCGUUACUCUCCUUACUCUUAUUUAUGCGAAAUAUCUUUAGAUAAUUAGAUAUAUUAUUAUGUUCGAAAUUGAUUGCGAUAAAUGUAAGAAACAGUUUAUAUGAAAUGGUGCGUAAUUUAAUAAAAAUAGGAAUUGUUUAAAAAACACAAA
This is a messenger RNA of Leptopilina heterotoma, 738 nucleotides long. RefSeq names its product protein transport protein Sec61 subunit gamma. Bases 285 to 491 code for a protein of 68 amino acids. NCBI's taxonomy places the organism in Eukaryota, Metazoa, Arthropoda, Insecta, Hymenoptera, Figitidae. Gene Ontology annotation, cellular component: Ssh1 translocon complex; membrane. The transcript is spliced from 4 exons. Gene Ontology annotation, biological process: post-translational protein targeting to membrane, translocation; protein targeting. The record is from RefSeq and is a predicted model, not a curated record. Gene Ontology annotation, molecular function: transmembrane protein transporter activity.